AUGAUUCCCAAAAUCUUGACAUUCUCCCUACUCGCCGGCGGCGCCCUCGCUGUCCCGGUUGAGGUUGAAAUUGAGAAACGUAUCUCCUGCCCGGGUGUCCACAUCUUUGGUGCACGCGAGACCACCGUAUCUCCCGGAUACGGCUCGUCCAUCACGGUUGUCAAUGGCCUUCUCAAUGCCUAUCCAGGCUCUACGGCCGAGGCCAUCAGCUACCCUGCAUGCGGUGGACAAUCGUCUUGCGGCAGCGUGAGCUACUCCAACUCAGUUGCCCAGGGCAUUGCAGCCGUCGCCUCGGCUGUGAACUCUUAUAACACCCAGUGUCCAUCGACCAAGCUUGUUCUGGUCGGAUAUUCCCAGGGUGGUGAAAUCAUGGACGCAGCAUUGUGCGGCGGCGGCGUCCCCAACCAAGGCUACUCCAACAGCGCGGUCCAGCUGUCAACGUCCGCUGUGAACAUGGUCAAGGCAGCCAUCUUCAUGGGUGACCCGCUGUAUGUGGCAGGGUUGUCGUAUGAUGUUGGAACUUGUGCUGCUAGAGGUUUUGACGCACGUCCUUCUGGCUUCUUUUGCCCGUCGGCUAGUAAGAUUCAAUCAUACUGCGACUCCACAGACCCGUACUGCUGCAACGGGAGUAACGCCGCGACCCACCAGGGUUAUGGAGCUGAGUAUGGCGCACAGGCUAUUGCCUUUGUCAAGAGUAAGUUGGCAUAG
Messenger RNA from Penicillium roqueforti, 708 nucleotides. Its product is annotated as putative acetyl xylan esterase (Axe1). The coding region runs from base 1 to 708 and encodes 235 amino acids. The transcript is spliced from 3 exons. Gene Ontology annotation, molecular function: hydrolase activity. NCBI's taxonomy places the organism in Eukaryota, Fungi, Ascomycota, Eurotiomycetes, Eurotiales, Aspergillaceae. The record is from RefSeq and is a predicted model, not a curated record.